Nothoprocta perdicaria is the source of this 1506-nucleotide messenger RNA. RefSeq names its product cornichon family AMPA receptor auxiliary protein 3 (gene CNIH3). Gene Ontology annotation, cellular component: dendrite; synapse. Bases 1 to 483 code for a protein of 160 amino acids. Gene Ontology annotation, biological process: regulation of AMPA receptor activity; vesicle-mediated transport. Lineage: Eukaryota; Metazoa; Chordata; Aves; Tinamiformes; Tinamidae. The record is from RefSeq and is a predicted model, not a curated record. The transcript is spliced from 6 exons.
AUGGCCUUCACCUUCGCCGCCUUCUGCUACAUGCUGUCGCUGGUGCUCUGCGCCGCCCUCAUCUUCUUCGCCAUCUGGCAUAUAAUCGCCUUUGAUGAGUUACGRACAGACUUCAAAAGCCCAAUAGAUCAGUGCAACCCAGUCCACGCACGAGAGCGACUGAGAAACAUUGAGCGUAUUUGCUUCCUCCUGCGAAAGCUGGUGUUGCCUGAAUACUCCAUCCACAGCCUUUUCUGCAUAAUGUUUUUGUGCGCUCAGGAGUGGCUCACGCUGGGGCUAAAUGUUCCCCUGCUUUUUUAUCACAUUUGGAGGUAUUUCCAUUGCCCAGCAGAUAGUUCAGAACUAGCAUAUGAUCCACCUGCAGUCAUGAAUGCAGAUACCUUGAGUUACUGUCAAAAAGAGGCCUGGUGUAAGCUAGCUUUCUAUCUCCUUUCCUUCUUCUACUAUCUUUACUGCAUGAUCUACACUUUGGUGAGCUCUUAACGAAAAGAUCAUCAUUAAAGACUGAAAGCAACAAAGGCUGGAGGUGCAAGAAGUCAGCCAAGUGAUGCAUGAUUAAAAAAAUGGGCAAGGAGUUGAAAACUUUGAACCCAAGAAGCAAAUAGAAUAAGUGAAGUAGAGACCCRGCAAGAAGGAUGGCUGACUGAAGAAGCAGAAUAUCAUGUGAAGAACUGCUGAAUUAAUUUUCUCUCUUGUUUCCCAGUGCGUUGCAGUUGGUAACUCUUAAAUUCAAACAAAACCAAACUUUGACAAGGUGGGCCGAGUUAAAGAACUAUUCCCCUUUUCAGGGGCAAUGCUGCUUGGUUGAAUGAAAUCAUUAUAAUGUCGCCCAGGGAGCAAAGUUGCUUUUCUUAAUGACUGUUCUGUCCUGAGGAAGCAGGAGGCAAGAUCAGCUUACAAGGAAGGAACAGUUACAUAAAACAUUCUGAGAAUGAGCCCUGAGUGUGGAUCAGAUGAGAAGUAUCACCAUUCUCCAGGAAUGUUCACGUGACACUAACCAAACAGGGAUGUUGGGACCUGUGAAGUCGUUUCAGUGUUUGUUGUCUUCCCCACCCAUAGCAACAAUAACAAAUUUGCAGCUGUAGUGACUGUUCUAAUUUCUAAUGAUAUGCUAUUUCUGUAGGUGAAUAUCUGGUAUUUUUGUACUUCGUUUGUUAUGCACCRAUGAGCUAUAAUGGCAUGUAUAAAUUCAUUGAACAUGACUUAAUCAGAUCAAGUACUUAUCAGGAUAGCAUUCCUCUAUGUCCAAAAAAAGAAGGUGGGGAAAAGCAAUAUGUCUUAAGGAAGACUAUAUCACAGACAUGGAAUCCACUGAAAUGUUGGAUAUGAACUGCUGGACCAACUGGUCUUGGUCUGUAAUUCUACUAUACAGCUUUAUUUCUGCUGUCUAAUGAAACUAAUGCACAAAAUGUUUUUUAUAUGAAGUGGGUGAUGAAAGAUGCUCUUUUAUAGGAGUUUUAUCUAGUUCACAUUUAAAAUCAUAUAUGUGGGAUUUAAAAUCAUAUA